AUGCAGCUCACGAGGUUUAAGUGUGGCGGAACGUCAGUGGGCCUAAGUUGGGCCCAUGUUCUUGGAGAUGCGUUCUCAGUUGCAGAAUUCAUGGACACGUGGAGUAAAGUGGCCGCGGGUCAUCAGCUAGCCCAGCCCAUCAACUUAGCCCAACCAGUCAUCAAGAGUCCAGAUUCUCAAAGCCCGCCCAAAAUUGAUCAGGAAUUGAUUUCUGUGAAACGAGUGGGCCCAAUUGGAGAUCACUGGAUCACUACUAAUGCCUGCAAAAUGGAAACAUUUUCAUUCCACGUUAGUCCCUCACAAUUGAACGACUUACAUUCUAAUAUAAGCGGCAAGAAGGGCAGUAGUGGAAUUUCACCAUUUGACUCUCUUUGUGCUAUCAUUUGGCAAAGUGUUGCCAAGGUUAGAGAUGGGACUGAGCCCAAAGUAGUGACAAUUUACCGGAAGGAUCCAAAUAUGCAGAAAUAUGGAAUUGUGAGCAACAGUCAAGUUAUAAGCUCGGUUAUGGCGGGUUAUUCCAUAAGGGAUGCAGACCCUAUGGAACUAGCUGCAUUGAUAAAAAAUCAAGCUGUCGACGAGCGGAAAAAGAUUCAAGAAGCAAUGGAGAGAGAUCGUGGAUUGUCCGAUUUUAUCAUGUACGGGGCAAACUUGACUUUCGUGAAUUUAGAGGAGGNGAAUGUCUUUCGCGGUGGAAUGGCUUAUCAUGUAUUUAUCUCUCUCACGAGGUUUAAGUGUGGCGGAACGUCAGUGGGCCUAAGUUGGGCCCAUGUUCUUGGAGAUGCGUUCUCAGUUGCAGAAUUCAUGGACACGUGGAGUAAAGUGGCCGCGGGUCAUCAGCUAGCCCAGCCCAUCAACUUAGCCCAACCAGUCAUCAAGAGUCCAGAUUCUCAAAGCCCGCCCAAAAUUGAUCAGGAAUUGAUUUCUGUGAAACGAGUGGGCCCAAUUGGAGAUCACUGGAUCACUACUAAUGCCUGCAAAAUGGAAACAUUUUCAUUCCACGUUAGUCCCUCACAAUUGAACGACUUACAUUCUAAUAUAAGCGGCAAGAAGGGCAGUAGUGGAAUUUCACCAUUUGACUCUCUUUGUGCUAUCAUUUGGCAAAGUGUUGCCAAGGUUAGAGAUGGGACUGAGCCCAAAGUAGUGACAAUUUACCGGAAGGAUCCAAAUAUGCAGAAAUAUGGAAUUGUGAGCAACAGUCAAGUUAUAAGCUCGGUUAUGGCGGGUUAUUCCAUAAGGGAUGCAGACCCUAUGGAACUAGCUGCAUUGAUAAAAAAUCAAGCUGUCGACGAGCGGAAAAAGAUUCAAGAAGCAAUGGAGAGAGAUCGUGGAUUGUCCGAUUUUAUCAUGUACGGGGCAAACUUGACUUUCGUGAAUUUAGAGGAGGCAGAUUUUUAUGGAUUCGAAAUGAAGGGAGAAAAACCUAUCUUUGUGAGCUAUACCAUUGAUGGUGUAGGCGACGAGGGGUUGGUUUUGGUGCAACCGGGACCGAUAAAUGCAGGCAAGGAUGGUAGUGCAGGACGGAUUGUGACCAUAACAGUGCCAGAGAAUGAGGUUUUGGAGCUGAAAUCUGAGCUUGAAACAGAAUGGUCUAUUGCUUGA
Molecule: messenger RNA, 1599 nt
Organism: Ilex paraguariensis (yerba mate)
Lineage: Eukaryota; Viridiplantae; Streptophyta; Magnoliopsida; Aquifoliales; Aquifoliaceae
Source: the annotation of a GenBank genome assembly